Aphis gossypii (cotton aphid) is the source of this 763-nucleotide messenger RNA. RefSeq lists its product as uncharacterized. The transcript has 4 exons. Bases 69 to 647 code for a protein of 192 amino acids. Lineage: Eukaryota; Metazoa; Arthropoda; Insecta; Hemiptera; Aphididae. The record is from RefSeq and is a predicted model, not a curated record.
CGCACGUGUUUUGUCUCCGUCUUACAUACAAACAACACAGCACAUUUUUGUUCAACGGAAUAUAUUUUAUGCUGUUAGCUCCUAUCAUCGAACUUAAAGAUCACGAAAAACAGUUCGACGAUCGUUAUGGUUAUGGCUGUCCGCAACCACUGCAGUUGAUAUUGUCUUUCUACGAAAUCAGCAAAACCGUCGUAUUCUGGACCAAUGUUCUUCUGAUCAUAUCCGACGCGAUUGCCCGAGGCAAUUUCGUUUGGUUGCGUUUCACUACGAAUAAACUCGUCGAAACGGCAGCCCGACUAAUCUGUUCGGUGUUUAGGCCGUUUCGGGAAAAACCGUUGGAUGAGUUACUUGACACGGAGAACCAAAAAGAUCUAAUUGAUAAAAUUAGAUGGCGGCAGAAACGUAAAGCUUUAAAGAUCAAAAAUGAAGUAGAUAUAUUGGCGGACACGUUAGAUUUUCUACUGGGUACAAGAUCUCGCUAUCGGCAGCCAGACUACGGCCACCGCGGAGAAGUCGCCGAUUCAAUGCCGUUCACAAAAUCAAAAACUAAAGAUAGAUCAUCACUUCGACGCUUAAACACGGCCAUCCUGGACGAAGAAGCGUCAACAUCGUUUUGCCAACAUUGCGGACAUCAAUUAAUUAAUUAGUUAAUUUUUUUUUCUUAAUUAAUUGCUGCGUCGAUGUUUCGUCGAUGUUUGCGUCGCCACAAUUGAUUUGCCAAAAUUGUGGACAUCUGUGGUGACUGGUUCUAUGCAAUAGUUGU